Messenger RNA from Pocillopora verrucosa, 6929 nucleotides. Its product is annotated as thyroid receptor-interacting protein 11-like. The record is from RefSeq and is a predicted model, not a curated record. Gene Ontology annotation, molecular function: small GTPase binding. Gene Ontology annotation, biological process: endoplasmic reticulum to Golgi vesicle-mediated transport; Golgi organization. NCBI's taxonomy places the organism in Eukaryota, Metazoa, Cnidaria, Anthozoa, Scleractinia, Pocilloporidae. Gene Ontology annotation, cellular component: Golgi apparatus.
GGCUAAAUGGUCUUACUUUUGUAGCAUUUGCACUGGUUUUAUCGUUUUGAUUUUCAUCCAAAAUGUCCUGGCUAAGUAGUAAUUUUACAGAUAGUCUAUCAAGUAUUUCGAAUUUCACUGGACAGAUUUCUUCCUUCACUCGUGAAAUGUUAACAGAAGGAACAGAGGAGGUCUCAGACCCUUCAGCAGAGCUUCAAGUUGCACAGGGUCGAAUAAAUGAGCUCGAAUCACAUAUUAUUACUCAAAAGGCCGAGUAUGAAAGACUGAGGCAAAGUAAUGAUGAACUUCAUGUGAGACUUGAAGCAGCAGAGCUUCAGACAAGCAGCAUAUCGAGGGAUUACAGGGCACAAUUGCACAGUAAAGAGGAAGAAUUAAUAAAAUUGAGAGAACUCAGAAGAUUUCAUGAGGAAAAUGGCCAUAAUCUUGGAGGUAGAGAGAGGCAUGACUCUACUGACAGUAUUGAAGAUUCCAUGGAGACAAAAAGAUUACAUAGUGAGAUCUCAAAACUGCAAGCUGAAUGCCAACACUGGAAAUCCAUAGCAAAUGGAGUGGAGAAUCAGGAUAGACUGCACAAAGAAAUAGAUCAGUAUCAACACGAAUUGACUGCACUGCAGAGUAGCUACUCACAAAAGAUUGCUAAUCUGAACAAAAAGCAUAAACAAGAAUUACAAAACUGGCAGGAUGAGAAAGAAGAAUUUUUACAAAGGAUUGAAGAGUUGGAAGAGAGCCCUCUUAAGUACAGUGAAACUGAGAGUUUUGGUUAUUUGGAGAAGGAUUUUGAUCAAACAAAUGACAAUACAGAUGUAGUGUUGUCUCUAAAGAAACAGUUAGCCACUGCAGAGGAGUUCAUUGCUGAACUUGAAAACCAGAUUAAAACUCAAGAGCAGCAGAUAAAUGCUUUGAAUAUCCAAGUCCAAGACAAAGAACAAGCUAUUUUCACAAUGCAAAAGGAUUUCACUGACUUGCAAACUAAACUGCAAGAUGCAGGUUCAGUGCAUGAUCAAGCUUUGUCUGACUAUGAAAGUAAAUUAAAUCUGAACAUGAGUAAUGUGGAAAAACUCCAAAAACAGCUGGAAGAUCAAAGGAACGAAAUGCUGGGUUUGAGAUCUGACUCUGAAGGCCUUUGUAAAUUACGAGAGGAGCUCAACUUUGUUGCGGCAGAAAAUGCAGAAUUAAAGAAACAUCUAAGCCAUAGCUAUGCGGAGGAGAGGAGACUUCAUCGCUCUGUGGAGGAGGUGAAGUCUGAGCUAGAACAACUCAGUUCUUCAACCAUGGAAUUAAUGGAAGAACUUCAGUUAUCUCAGGAUCUUCAACAAGAACAGAGCAUUGAACUGGAUAAUUUGAAGAAGGUGAAAUACAUCAAAGGAGAUGCCAAGAAAGAGAUGGGGAAAUUAAGGAAUGCUCUGGCUGCUCUGUGGGAGCGCCAUCUGUGCCUGGUGCAGCUUUACCAGCAGGUCAGACAUGAGUUGAACAACAGUAACACGAGGCUAUUGGCCGUGUUCCAGGCUCAACAUCUCAGCACUAACAGUGUCCGUGAUGACCUGAAAGUCCUUCAACAAAGACUGGAAGAUCGUAACCAGGCUAAACUGGAUCAUAUCGAGAAAGAGAAGGAAGCCAUGAUGAGCAAAUCAACGGAGCUUCGAGUUGCGGUAGAGGAAUUAGAAGGUGGUGUAAUGGACCUGCAAUCAGACAAUGAACAGGUGGCACAAGAAACGAAAUACUGUGUCACUGAGAUAGGAAGGCAACAGGGGAUUGAUGAAGAUGAAAGAAACGACAUUGUGAGAUCACUGAUGGCUGAGAAAGCUGUUUUGGAGAGCGCUAUUGUCGGGCUGCAGCAGAAGCUUCAAGAUCAACGAGAGUGUUUCGAUUCAACGCAGAAUAAGAUCAACGAGGGCGUCGAUGGUGUGGACAGCAGGUCAGGCUCGGCCGAGAGUGUGGCCAGUUUCACAGGUAGCACACCACGUGACCCUGAAUUAUCCAUUGAUAUGGGAGAUCUCAGGAGAAUUAGCGACACCUCCAUUGAGCCUGAGAUAAGGCAGGAAACUGAGGUAUUACAAGAAACUGCUGUCCUCUCAGGUAACGAGAUCGCAGUCAGCCAGGAAUUAGCGCUUUCUGAGCUGAAGCAACAGCUCCAAGAUUACCGACAGCAGUUGGAAGAGUUCGAAUUGGCCCAAAAGGAUUGGGAAGGAGAAAAGGAUGCUCUUGAAGGCCUGGUGUUGAGUCUUAGGCGCCAGGUAAAGGAGUUGCAAGUAUUCUUGGGUAACAGCCACGAUGAAGAGGAAAUUUCGCGACUUCGACAAGAAAACGAUCACAUCUCGUCAAAAAACAAGCAUCUUGUGGAGGCGUGGCAGAUGUUAGAGAAGGAGUUUGUCUCUCUUGACAUCAGUAGUUCAUCUGCAGGAAAUGAUUCUGAACUUGAUGGGGAUCGAAUGCAGUUACUACGUGAAGACCUGAAUAAAUGUGUAGAGAAGUUAAGAGAAGAUAACUCUCUUGUACGAGAACAGACAGAGCAACUUAUUCAACAAAUUGACGAAAAAACAUCUAUGCUAAAUGAUUUGCAAAGUAAGCUUGAGGCGAAAAAUGAUGAAGUUAAAAGCAUCUCUGAUGAAAAGAGAGAUUUGAUGAUGAUGAUCAACGAGCGAGACGAGAGAAUUUGUGAAAUUGAAGAAAGCUUUAAUAAUCAUUUGUUAGACUUGACCAGCUCAAAGGAUAAUGAGAUGAGCCUUCUUCAAACAGAGCAAGAAGAUUUGGUUAAACUCUUGGAAGAAACUCGACAAGAAUGCUCCUUACUCCGAGGCAAGAAUAACGAGUUGCUUGAUAUCAUGGGACAGAAUCAACAAAGUCAACUUGAAUCUACCGAGGAGAAAAAAGGUUUAGAGUUGUUAUUAACUGAAAAGGGCAAACAACUCGAGAACGUAAAAGAAGAAAGAGAAAAUUUCGAAAGAAUGGUUCAAGAAAAAGAAAAACGAAUUGAGUCACUUGUUGCUGAGAACAACAGUAUGUUGAUGGAAAAAGAAGUUCUGCAAAGUUUAAUUGAAGAAUACAAAGAGAAGGCAAAAGUUCAGGAAAAACAGACCACAGAGAGAUCUAACCUUGUAAAGGAAAUUGAGCAGCUAAAUCAUAAAAUUCAAAUGACCGAGGCCAGAUGUAGCGACCUGGAUGGAAAACAAAUGGUUCUUUUGCGAGAAAAAGAAAAUCUAGAACUCGAACUUCAACAGAGCGGUGCGAAGGUGGACAAACUUAAUUCUGAACUCAAAGAGACAUCUGCAGAGAUUGAAGUGUUGAAAGAAGAGAAGAGCAAGCUUGUUGUGGCGGCUGAAAGUCAUUUCAAGAGUUGUAAGGAGUUAGAGGAGAAAUUGUUGGUGAGCAUCGCAGAGAAGGAAGAAAUAUCGAAACAACUGGGAUUUAAAGACUUACAGGUCGAUAAGCUGGAACUUGAUCUAAGAGAAAAAGGGGCUGACAUAGAUCUGCUUAAGUUAGAUAUGGCAAAGUUGUCCAAAGCACUGAAAGAGAAGGAGCAGGUCAUUCAUACUCAAGUCGUAAAUGCUUCAAACGCUGGAGCGCAAGGCGUUGAUGAUGCAAUGUAUCGACAGGCGCAGCUUUUGAGGCUACUAGAGGAGAAAGAUCAGGAAAUAACAGCUCUGAAACAGAAGGACGCUUCUUUGAUUGAACUUGUGAAUCAAACGGAUCAGAACAAUCAUCAGGUACGAGAGGCAUAUGAAGGCAAGCUACAACAACUCAGGGAGGAGAGGGAUAGGUUGUUAGAUGACUUGAAUCUGCGUAAUGAAGAGCUAUUGACUUUUGAAGACAAACUUGACGCCAUGAGAGAGAAAAUGAAUAGUAAAGAUCAAGCUUCACACUUACUGCACAAUGAGCAUGCGCGACUGCUUGCUUUGAACGAGUCUCAAGCGAAUGAGAUGGGGAAACUGAGAGAGAGGAACUCAGCACUGCAGAAACUUGUUGAAGAGUACAAUAGGAGUAGAAGUAGUGAGUCGCAACGACUGCUCGAGGACAACGACCAGCUAAGACGUCAAAUACACGGGCUGCAAGUUGAACACGAAACUUUAACAACUCUUGUUCAGGAGAAAGACAAACAGAUUUCCACUCUAGCGCUGUUGGGGAGGACAGACUCUUCAGAACCAUCCCCACAAGGGAUGGAACCACAGUUGAGGAGACUUCGGGAAGAGAGAGCGGUGUUAUUACGAGAAAGAGACUCAGCAUUAAAAGAAAAAGAGCUGAAAGACUUUGAAAUAUCAAAGCUACAAGAAGAUCAGCUAUCUGCGAGUCAAACAUUUGAAGAGAAAUGUCAUUUAGCGGACAAAUUGCUGGCUGACAAUGAGGAUCUCUCUAGACAGUUGGUCAAUCUACGAUCAGAACUGAGUGAACUCUCCCUGGAAAAAUCAAAUUUAGCAAGGAGUGACAACAGAUUGAAAGAAUUAGAAGAACAGAUAAAUUCGUUUAGGAAUGUUGUAGAGUCCAAGGACAGAGAACUAAAACAAGUUCUAGAUAACAGUCGAAAUGAAAAAAGCUCCAUGUUAGUUAAACUAGAAAACGUCAAAAGCGAAAGAGACGAUAUUCUUGAGCAGAAAUAUCUUGAAACACGCGAGUUGAAAAACAAAAUUUUACAGCUUGUACGCUCGGUAACAGACUCUGAAAGCAAUGAGGAGGAAAAUGUUGACAACAUCGACAUUAAUUUUCAAUCAUUGCUUCAUACAGUAAAAAACCAACGGAACAGCGCUCUCAGGGAACGAGAUAAUGAAAUUCAAUCUUUGCGGGAACAGCUUUCGAACGUGACAUUGCUAAACAAAACCACUGAGACUCAUGGAUCAGAGUUAGAGCAUGUAUUGCGUGACAAAGAAGAGUUACACAGGAUGUUGUUACAGUCACGCAAUGAGAAGGAAGACUUGUUGCGCGAGAACGAGUCGACUGUAGCAGAAUUACAAGAUCAGAUCGUGAGUCUCAGUCGAGCGGUUAGCGAAAAGGACCGUUCAUCACAUCAAGACUUACAGCGGGUAAUCCAAGAGAAAGAACGUAUUGUAAAUGAGCUAGAGCAAGCACAGAGAGAUAGAGAAGAGGUUAGUAAUGCCAAAACACAACAGCAAGGUGAGAUAAACAGACUACAAGCUGAGCUGCACGAUCUUAAAGGUGUUCUUACUCAAGAGCGAGCGACCACUACCACUCUUCACAGAGAGGUGGAUCAAUACAAGAUGGCGAUGCAGGAGAAAGAGAGGAUUGUCAAGCACUUUACGGUUGAGAGGGAACAGCUACAGAGGACACAGGAGAAAUUGCAAUUCCGCAUUCAGCAACUUCAAGAGGAACUGACUGCUGCUAGUAGUGGACAGAAGGUGGCUGAAACUAAGAUGGCUCAGGAAUUGAACCGCCUCAGAAAUCACCUGGUACAGGUUGAAGAGAGCUACACACGCGAGGCCCUCGAGGCCGAGGAGCGAGAAAAGGACCUGAGGAUGAAGUUGGCUCGUGCAGAAGAACAGCUGUUGUCAAGUUCACAUUCCAUGCUGGACAGAGAUCGUCAAGCGUCUGUGCAGAUUGAAAGCCUCCAGGAACAGCUCCAGGCCAUAGCAGCUCAACGUGACCGUGCGGUCAUGGAUCUAGCCUCGGUUCAGGAGCAGGCACAUCAGUACCAGACCGCUCUCAACAACCUACAGCUUGUUCUUGAACAGUUCCAAAGAGAGCGCGAAUCUCAACUGAGAGCUACCCAAGAAGAGGCUCAGAAACGAGUUGAUGAUGCCUGGGCACAAGUUAAAGAGCUUCAGCAGAGAGAAAAUCAUCUGAAGAGUCAGCUAGAAAUGGCUGCUCGUAUAACGCAAGAAGUGGUGAACAUCCGAAACCAACUGAAAGCCAAAGAUGAGGAACUACUUCAUUCUAAGGAAGAGGUUACCCGACUGGAAGAAGAAUUACGUGUCGCUCAUGAGAGAAUCAACAGCCUAAACAGCUUGUCAGACGGCAAAGUUGAGAAAUCGCUGGUGAAAAACAUGCUGAUGGGAUAUUUUAAUACAUCGGAAAACAAACGAAUGGAUGUUGUACGAGUCAUUGGAGGUUUGCUUGGCUUCACACACGAGGAGCUGGAUAAGGUCGGGACUGGAUCCUCACCUCCCACAGGAUCAUGGAUCUCCAACUUAAUUCCGUUCGGUCCCAGUGCCCCCAAGACUCCCACAAGGACAACCGCCUCGGCAUCAAAGUCGUUUUCAGAGUUGUUUGUAAGUUUCCUGGAGAGUGAGUCUGAAGUGCCUCGUUCCAUUGGUGAGGCAAGCGGACGAGUGACCAAUCCUCUUCUGUCUGGUAUGACACCACAGCAAUCUACAGCUAGUCACGUGCCAAGAGGACUACCAAUGGCAACUUCGACUCCUAUUGGUACCCCAUCCAGAGGUAAUGCACCUCCCCUCCCACAGUCUGCUGUGUCACGUCCUACUUUUUCAGCACCCGGCGAGGGUGUAACGAGAGCUAAUACGUCAGUGACCAGUGGGAACCCUGUGCUUGUGGGUUCACUCCCACCCGUCCAAGCUAAUUCGUCAGGCACCAAUGGGAACCCUUUACUUGUGGGCUCACUCACACCUGUACAAAAUCUGCCAGCCCUCAGUGGGUCCAGCUCUUUACGGACCCUACUUGAGGGACGGACGUAGUAUAAUGAAGUCGCCGCACAAUAACGUCACAGCGUCGCUAUUCUUAAAAUCCGCUGAUACGAGACGUGCGGGCCUUUAAAAUGAGUCGAGUUGACUACAAGUCUUCUGAAACCACUCUAAUUAGAUAUUAAUCCCUACGUUAAACCAUAUUUCCGACAAAUCUAGGACCUCUUGGUCGAGAAAGAAUAAUUAAUUAUACAUUUAGUUUUUAGGUAGCGUAUUGAAUCUACAUUCUGAGAAUGCCUAUUGGGUUUUCCCAGUUUCGAGUUCAAUAAUCAAAAUAAAAAAAGA